AUGGCGGCUGCGAAUCUGGGCGGCGAUGACGAGAGAAGCGAGAUAGCGUUCUUCGACCUUGAGACGGCGGUUCCGGCGAAAUCGGGGCAGCGUUUCGCGAUUCUGGAGUUUGGAGCUAUCUUAGUUUGCCCUAGGAAGCUGGAGGAGCUCUACAGCUACACCACAUUGGUUCGACCCACCGAUCUCUCUCUCAUUGCGACGCUAUCCAAACGGCGAAGCGGCAUCACGCGCGACGGAGUCCUCUCUGCACCUACUUUCUCUGAAAUCGCCGAUGAUGUCUACGACAUUCUCCACGGACGAAUUUGGGCGGGACAUAAUAUAAAGAGAUUCGAUUGUGUUAGAAUAAGAGACGCAUUUGCAGAGAUUGGACUAUCUCCGCCGGAGCCGAAAGCUACAAUCGAUUCGCUUUCAUUGUUGACUCAGAAGUUUGGGAAGAGAGCUGGUGACAUGAAGAUGGCAUCACUUGCUACAUACUUCGGCCUAGGAGAUCAGGCGCACAGGAGCUUAGAUGAUGUUCGGAUGAAUCUUGAAGUUGUCAAGUACUGUGCAACCGUCUUGUUUCUGGAGUCUAGUGUUCCUGACAUUCUUACAGAAACGAGCUGGUUUUCACCAAGGAAAAGUCCGAGAACACGAAGUAAUGAGAAGUCAUUGCCUAAUGGAGUCAGAGGAAGCACGCCUUCUUCCUCCAUGAGCUCUAAAACUGAUCCGAGUCUGUCUUCCGUGGAGGCCACAACCGAAGAAAAGCAUCCCAUCAUUUCUCUGUUAACAGAAUGCUCAGAGAGUGAUGCAUCUUGUUCUGAAUCAGAUCCUUCUGAUAUAAUAACCAGUCUAAUAAGUAAACUACACAUCGGAACUCCUCAGAAAGAUGAUGCAGACGAAGCAAACACUGGAGGACAGCAGGAUGAAGGUGAAUCAUUUUUGGGGGUUGAUGAAGUAUCUGUUUCUAGCAUCAGCGCAAGUCUUGUCCCGUUGUAUCGUGGGAGCCGGAUCAUGAGAAUGAAGCUGUUUCACAGCGACGCCCCUCUGCAUAUCUGUUGCUAUAGCUUGAAAGUUCGGUUUGGAAUAAGCCGGAGGUUUUUGGAUGAUGCUGGUCGUCCAAGGUUGAAUAUUGUUGUUGAUGUACCUCCUGACUUAUGCAAGAUCUUGGACGCAUCCGAUGAUGCUGCACAUGAUUUAUACAUUGACUCAGAAACCAGCUCAGGUUGGAGGCCUACCGUUAUGAGGAAAGAAGGCUUUGUCAACUAUCCCACAGCCAGAUUGCAGAUAAGCUCAGAAUCCGAUGGAGAUGAUGCCAAAUGUGGAACCAAGGUUUACCAUAGAGAAGAACUCUCGGAAACCAUUCAAAAGCUAGAUUUCAGCAUCCAUGAUUUUGAAAAGCUUGAGUCAGCAUUACUUCCCCGUACCCUGGUUGAUGCAUUCUUCUCUCUCGAGCCUUACGAUUAUCAGAACAUGGCAGGGAUACGUCUAGCAGCCAGAAAGUUGGUUAUCCACCUGAAGAAAUGA
This is a messenger RNA of Microthlaspi erraticum, 1503 nucleotides long. The record is from the annotation of a GenBank genome assembly. NCBI's taxonomy places the organism in Eukaryota, Viridiplantae, Streptophyta, Magnoliopsida, Brassicales, Brassicaceae.